CUGAUCGUGUACGUACUUGUCUGAGUCUGCCCUCCAACCGUCUCCACGAGUGUGAAGAAACUGAUCAGGAACUGAGACUACAGAGAAAUCUGAACAGCCACUACCAGGUGUUUUUAGCCUUUACACACCUUGGCAGAAGGAUGAAGCCACGCCCUCACAUGCAGACUGGAUGCACUAGUUUGACUGUGUCAGUGAUCUGGGUCUGGAUUGUGGUCUGUGGGGCUGUGGUAAUACCAGAGAACAUGGAGCAGACGACAGCUGCAGCUGAGAAAUCCGUCCGUCCGUCUCGGAGUCUGAGUCCCGGUGAACAGGAGUACAUCAGCCAGAGGAAACGGAUCGUCCUGGAGUCUCUGAGCAGUCUGGGAAUCAACUGUACUGAAGACUCGGUCCCUCACAUCGCUCUGAUGGGGUCAGGAGGAGGGCAGAGAGCUGCGGUCAGUCUGGUGGGUGCGCUCUAUCAGAUGGAAAAGGACGGCCUGCUGAACUCUGUGCUCUACCUGGGAGGAGUUUCAGGGGCGACGUGGGCCAUGGCAUCUCUGUACAGCGACCCCCAGUGGAGCGUGGGGAUGGACAGAGCCGUGUCCAAGCUGACGGGUCCUGGGGUGGAGCUGGAGGAAGCUCUGGCGUGGCUGAGCAAGCAAGCGGAGGAGGAGAACUUCUCUCUCGCUGAUAUUUGGGGGGUGAUGGUCUCUGCUGGAAUCAUGAAGCAGUUGGACCUGCGGCAUCUUUCUGAGGAGGCCAACAGGAACGCCACCAACCCGUACCCGGUCUACUGCGCCCUGGAGAAAAACUGCUUCUCACACGGACCAACAGAAGGUCAAUGGUUCGAGCUGACUCCUCAUGAGGCCGGCUUCACAGAGCUCGGUGUCUUUGUCCAAACGUCUCUGCUGGGCAGCAAGUUUGAAAACGGAGAGCUGCAGGAGGAGAAGCCUGAGAUGGACAUGGUCAAACUCCAAGGUCUUCUUGGUUCUGCUUUGGCUGAUGAGGAGACAGCUGCAGACUACAUCCCUGCCUGGCUGAAUGUGCCUGGUGUCACAAACUCUGCAGCUGCAGAGUACAAUCGUCUUUACCAAUCCAUUCAGAGACUCAUCGGUCUGACCAGAAACACUGUCAGACACCCAGACUCGCUGGAUGAACUCAACAACCUGCAGAAGCUUCUGGAAGACGCUGAUAAGUCUCACCGUGAAGAGGCCGCUCGGAGCGCUACCAGGAGUUCGGAGGAUCCGACUUUUUUCCAGCAGAUGAGUGAGUCGCUGCUCAGCAAGAUGGAGACGUGGGGCCAGGGUCUGCAGGAAGGACGGUUUAAAGUUCACGUCAUGUUUCUCAUCCAGAAGGUCCUUCCUCUGGUUGUGAAGUGGGAGUGGGGAACCACCAACAACUUCCUCUACCAAUACCAAAACUCCAGCGUUCCACAUUGCCUCCAUCGUAACGAAAGUUUCCACUUGGUGGAUGGCGGUUUCCUGGUUAACGUGCCCUACCCGUCAUUCCUGGGAGACAGGAGAGACAUCGACCUCCUCAUCGCUCCGGAGUACAGCGCCGGGAAAAUGUUUGAGACUCUGACUCUAGCCAGAGAUUAUGCAGCCGAGGUGAACCAGCCUUUCCCAGAGAUCGAUAAUAAAACCAUUGAGGAGGACAGAGACUUUCCAAAGGGCUGCUACGUGUUUGAAGGGAAGGAGAAGGAGCCCACCAUCGUUUUCCUGCCGCUCUUCAACAGAGACAACUGCAAAGAUGCUGCAGAGGUGAAGGCACAGAUGGAGGAGUUCUCCACCUUCCAGCGUGGAUUCAGCCCGGAGAAGAUCGAGUCUCUGUUGGAGAUAGCGAAGGAGAACAUGAGGAACAACAAAGAAACUCUGCUGAGGGAGAUCAACAAGGCCGUUCUCCGCAGAAGAGAGAGGUAGAGAUGAGGAUGAGAGGUUUCUCAGAGAGGAUGAAGACAUGGUUAACAGAAGUCUUCUUUCCUUCUCUCAGCUGUGAAGAGUCUCCCAGUGUUUGGUUUGGUCAGCGUUUUUCUCCUGCUUAUAAGUCAGGAUGUAGUAACCAUGAAUGAAAACAUGAAUGGACGCUCUCAGAGGGACAAACACUCCUGAUAAUAAUAAUGCAUGAUCAUGUCAUUUAAUCAUGGCUGCUGAGUGAACGUGAUGCAUGAGGACAUUCAGUCAAAUAAAGAUCAGUUAAAGCUCC
Molecule: messenger RNA, 2181 nt
Organism: Cheilinus undulatus (humphead wrasse)
Lineage: Eukaryota; Metazoa; Chordata; Actinopteri; Labriformes; Labridae
Product: cytosolic phospholipase A2 gamma-like
Exons: 13
Coding region: 141-1898 (585 amino acids)
Biological process (GO): glycerophospholipid catabolic process
Cellular component (GO): nucleoplasm; nuclear envelope; cytosol
Molecular function (GO): calcium-dependent phospholipid binding; calcium ion binding
Source: RefSeq, a predicted model, not a curated record